Molecule: messenger RNA, 3502 nt
Organism: Salvelinus sp. IW2-2015
Lineage: Eukaryota; Metazoa; Chordata; Actinopteri; Salmoniformes; Salmonidae
Product: cation-dependent mannose-6-phosphate receptor
Exons: 7
Coding region: 361-1203 (280 amino acids)
Biological process (GO): protein targeting to lysosome
Cellular component (GO): endosome; Golgi apparatus; trans-Golgi network
Molecular function (GO): protein domain specific binding
Source: RefSeq, a predicted model, not a curated record
CUUGGUUUAGUUAAAUCUUUGCUACAGUCAACUGCGUUUCCUUGUUUAGUUCAACUUCCGCAUCUGACAUAAAGUAACGCUAGACGCUGUAUAAUGAUUUUAUAGCAUAAAUAGUUUGUAUUAAAGUACUUAUAAUAGCGGACUGUUAACGAACAUGGUUAUGUAAUUGUGCGUGAUCGAAAUUGAUUACCAGGUGUUAGUCUGUUGCAUUUGCAUGACAAAACAGGGGACACGGUGUGUCAUUUAGUUAGCUUAGCUUGCUUUUGCUAGCUAUUUGAUCAGAUCAGCUAGAUUGUAGCCACUUCAACCUACACUAUUCAUUGGCUACGCCAACGGAAUAGCUGGCUACAUCUUUUCAGAAUGAAGGUGUCCAUGUCACCCCCACACACAGCAACGUCUGUGCGGCUGUUAGUUCUGGCUGUUCAGCUGGUCUUGUUGGUGUGUGGAGGCCAGGCCAGUGACGACACCAAGAGGUGUAAGCUGUUCUCUGAGUCCCCGGCAGAACGGAAGGUCCUCAGUCUUCUAGAACCGCUCACUAACAAGACUUUCUCUGUGGCGACGAAAAGCAACAUGGAGAGCUACACAUACCAGUUCCAGGUGUGUGGGGAUGCGGGGAAAACGGUAGGAGCGGGACUUGUUCAGAUCGACCAGACGGGGGAAAAAAGUGAGACAGUGCUUGGCCUAUACACUGCAACACAGGCUAUCGGAGGAAGUGACUGGGUGAUGUUGAUCUACAGCAACGGCACCAAGUAUGACGCCCACUGUUCCAAGGAGAUGAGGAAAGCCAUUGUCAUGAUCUCUUGCAACAGAGGAGUGGAAAUGGGGAAGCUGAAAGUGGUGUUGGAGGAGAGGGAGAGGGACACGGACUGUUUCUAUCUGUUUGAACUGGACUCCAGUGUGGUCUGUCCUGCUCUGCCAUCCCAGCUCAGUGCAGGCUCCAUAAUACUCAUAAUUGGGUUUGUCCUCUUGUCAGUGUACCUCAUUUGUGGAUUCCUCUACCAGCGGUUGAUUGUCGGGGCCAAAGGGUUGCAGCAGUUCCCCAACUAUGUCUUCUGGACGCAGGUUGGCAACCUGGCAGCGGAUGGAUGUAAUUUCGUGUUUAGGACACAGGGCACCGAAGAGGAACCUCCCACAUACAGGGGUGUGUCCACAGAGCCAGAGGAGCAGCCACAAGAGAGGGAUGACCACUUGCUUCCCAUGUGAUCUGAUGUCAGUAGUGGGAGGGAUCUAUCCCACAAGACGCUUUUGACGCUUUGGAUAGAUAUUGCCCUUAGGCACAGAUCUAGGAUCAUCACUUACUUUCUCCAAAUCCGGAGGAACAUAAAACUGACCUCAGUUCAGUGUCUAUGCGCAACGUCAUCCUAGUUCAUUUUGACAGUUUCAGGGAUGAGUUUAGAGGUGGGCACACCAGUUUAUGGAAGGCUGGAGGAUCUAUGACUCCUAAACACUUAGUUUGUUAUAUUAGAUGGUAAGUCACCUGUCCUGGUUAACAUGGCCCAGGCGUCAUUAUUUGGAGGUGGCAACAAAAACCUGGAUACACUUUUUUUUUUCCUUUCAUGAACUGGAGUGGCCACCUCUGGAUGGAGAGUGACGUCUCAAAAACGGACUCUGUUACAUCUGGUUCAUCUGGCACAAUAGGUGUCGUUACUAGUUAACACUGCCACAAAGUUAUGAACCCCGCCUAUUUCUACAAUUUAUKUUCUUAAAAUCUGAUUUUUAAACAUAACUAACCUUAACCACACUGAUAACCUGAUGCCUAACCCUGACUUUUAAAUUGGGACCAAAAUAAAAAGGUUGUUUUCAUUCAUUUUCACGAUAGAGCCAAUUUUGACUUUGUGGCUGUCUAAUCUAGUGGAAACCGUAAGGCCUUUCUGACGUGUUAGUGCUGACACAAUGCAACCAUAGGAACAGUUUCUAACACGUGACUCCCAUCCAGUUUGUUUCAGUAGCUGAUGGCUGUGUACUGACUCGUAGGUCACACUUUAUUUGAAGGACUGCUUAUGCACUGCUUAGAAUUAUUUUUACAUGGUAAUAUUACAGUAAGUGAAUACGUAGGCUUUCGUUCAUGAUUUAUAUGCUUACAGGUCAUUGUAAUUUAAAUGGUUUAUACAUUUAAAAUGGUUAGAUAUAUUUACUAUUGUUAAGAAAUAAUAGACUCACUCAGCCUAAAGUUUUCAAAUGGGUAAAAAUAUUUAUUAACGACCUUCAAAUUAAGUUGGACCACAAUACACUACAGUACAGAGCCAUUCCAACCAAUGUACUGCUAGACACACACAUUUAGUCCGUGUUGCUAUUUUAGAGUAGGAUGCUGACUGGGCCUUGACCAAAAUGUACUUCUGACCCGUUAUACCUUUUCCUUAGCUAUUUGAAGAGUAGGGUUGGAACCUAUUCCAUUUUAAUUCUGUUCCCAUCAGUUCACUUCCUAUGUUGACAAAAUUGAAAUGGCAUUGACCCCAACCAUGGUACUGAGUAGUAGCCUACUAUUAUGCUGUGUUCAUAACCAAGUGGGAAGGUGGUAAUUACCAGUUGUGAAGUUGUAAAUACCAGUUGGGUGCAUUUUACGUUCUUUGAAUUCGUUGAGAAAUGCUGAUUGGCUAAUGGCCAACAAGCGGCGUCAACUGUAAAUUAAAAGUACAGCUUUCACGCUUGUAAACAAAUUAUAGUGUUAAAAAUCCAUAUUAAUAGAUUGCUUUUUAUAAAUAAUGUUUUGUUGCAUUUAAACAGCCAAAAAUGCUGUUAUCGAGGUCAUUUUCUUAUAGGUGAUGUCAGAGGUCACCAUGAGGGAGAACUCGGAGCUCAGGGAUCAUAGACAAGUUUCCGACUAGUAAUUACCAGUUGGAAAUAUCCACUUGAACACCCUUCCCAGUCGUAUGUGGUAAAUACCACCUUCCCACUUGGUUAUGAACGCAGAAUUAAUGAUACUGAGGACAUUGAUGAUGAUUUUGUAAUAUAAUGCUGUGAUUGAACAGGUCCUUCAAAGGCACUUUGUGUUCAACAGUAAAAUGGAGGAACUUAAGUAAUUUAUAUAAUCAAGAAAAAUACACAUGUACUAUCUGUGACGUGGGUGAAUGUUUUWUUUUAUUUUGUUUUUGCUUUGUGGUGUUUAUAAAAAAAAUUAAAAAAAACCUAACCCAUGGCACUCGCUUAGUUCAAUCAAGACCUGAAAGAUGGCAUUAGUUAGACCCGACCCAGCGCAACAGGCCCCAAUGAGAUGUGGCGAAAUGGAUCAACUAAACCAGGUCUGGGUUCAAUGGAUUUGGUCAGUUCUGACUUUGGCUUUAGUUUGUGAUGCUAUUUGUACUUGCAGAUGAGGGGAAGAGUAAAAGAGAAUUUGUUUAGUUUGUUUUGUGCUUUUGCAUCAAAAUUAAAUAUGAAUAAAGUGUUUGAUUACAGUUCUGAAUCUGUCAUGUAUGACACGUUUUAGUGUGCUGGUGUGUUAGCAGGGGCAAUUAACUCCCUAAGCAACACAAUGUAAAACAUAAUAAAUAUAUUUUUAAAACAA